Prosopis cineraria is the source of this 966-nucleotide messenger RNA. RefSeq lists its product as uncharacterized. The coding region runs from base 1 to 966 and encodes 321 amino acids. The record is from RefSeq and is a predicted model, not a curated record. Gene Ontology annotation, molecular function: protein binding. NCBI's taxonomy places the organism in Eukaryota, Viridiplantae, Streptophyta, Magnoliopsida, Fabales, Fabaceae. The transcript is spliced from 4 exons.
AUGAUGGAGGAAGUAGCUGAUGAUGUUGAGGACGGCGCUGGGGAUGCAAGAAAGAUAUACCUCAAAACUUGUGUGCCCUUGAUGAAGUAUGCAUUGAGAGGAGAUUGGGAAAAUGCACAGCCCUUUUUGUUGCAUCAAAGGAUGUUGGUAAAUGCCGGCAUUGCCAAAGGACACCCAACAAUGUUGCAUCUGGCAGCAGGAGCUAAUCAUUUUCAUUUUGUAAAGCAACUCUUAAAUUAUUUGAAUGAAGAUGAUUUAGCAUUACAAGAUUCUGAGGGAAACACUGCCCUUUGCUUAGCUGCUGGAGUAGGAAACAUAAAGAUGGUUGAGAUUAUGUUGCAAAAAACUCCUUCCCUGCCUGGAAUUAGGAAUAGAGAAGGUUUGACUCCUCUUCAUAUUGCGGCUAUACAAGGAAAACGUCAAAUGACAUCAUAUCUAUAUAACAAGACUAAACAAACACUUGAAGAUGUCGAUCGGAGGAAGUUAUUCUUCAUCUGCAUUCAAAAUGAUAUUGUUGGUAUAGCAUUGGAUUUAUUAAAUAAUUUGGAAGGUUUAGCUCUUGCAAAAGAUGAAAAGGAUGAGACAGCCUUGCAUGUCUUAGCUAAGAAGACUUCAAGUUUUAGUGGUAUGAAGCAGACUAAAGCUCUUCAAUUGGUUGGUAAGCUGUGGAAUUUGAUUCUGCAUACUGUUGACUCUGGGGUAGAUAUACAAGAAAUAAUCAAAGGACCAUUGUUUGGUGCUGCUGAAGUUGGAAAUUUUGAGUUUUUAGUUGUGCUCUUGAAGAAGUAUCCAGAUUUGAUUUGGGAGGUGGACAAUAGAAAUAGAAUGAUAAUUCAUAUCGCAGUGCUAUAUCGACAUCCAAAAAUCAUGAACCUCAUCCAUGACAUUGGUCCAAUCAAAGAUGUCAUAUUGACACUUACCGAUAUAGAAGAUGGGAAUAACAUAUUGCAUCUUGCCGCAAAGUAA